Messenger RNA from Acaulospora colombiana, 1446 nucleotides. The record is from the annotation of a GenBank genome assembly. Lineage: Eukaryota; Fungi; Glomeromycota; Glomeromycetes; Diversisporales; Acaulosporaceae.
AUGUGUGGAAUACUAGCGAUACUACUUGCGGAUCCUACUGCUUCGGCAAGCGUUGAAUUAUUUGAAGAUUUGCUGCUAUUGCAACACAGAGGGCAGGAUGCAGCUGGAAUUGUUACAUGCGGGCAGAAGGGACGUCUUUAUCAAUGUAAAGGAAACGGCAUGGUAAGGGAUGUCUUCAAUAAAGAACAUCUGCAAAAUCUAGUCGGAAAUCUCGGCAUUGGUCAUGUUCGUUACCCCACGGCCGGAAGCUCUUCUCAUUCUGAAGCGCAACCUUUCUAUGUGAACAGUCCUUACGGAAUAGUGUUUGCUCAUAAUGGAAACCUUAUCAACGCAACCGAAUUAAAGAAUCUCCUUGAUUAUAGGGCUCAUCGCCAUAUCAACACAGAUUCCGAUUCAGAAUUGUUAUUGAACAUAUUUGCGGAUAAUUUACAAAUGACUGAUAAAGUAAGAAUUGAUGAAGACGAUAUUUUUACCGCGAUAAGAGGCAUCUACGAACAAUGUAUAGGCGGUUACGCAUGUGUAGCAAUGAUUGCCGGAUUUGGAAUUAUCGGGUUUCGCGAUCCGUAUGGAAUUAGGCCAAUAUGUUAUGGUACACGGAGAGGUCCUGCUGGCGUUGACUACAUGUUCGCAUCCGAAAGUGUCGCAUUAGACGCUUCCGGGUUUUCCGAUGUUAAAGACAUAGGGGCCGGCGAGGCCGUCAUAAUCACAAAGACGGCAAUGACCAAACGACAGUUGUUGCAACGGGAAAAGUGUGCACCUUGUAUAUUUGAGUACGUUUAUUUUGCGCGUCCGGAUUCCGUUAUCGAUGGAAUCUCUGUCUAUCGUUCAAGAUUAGAAAUGGGUGAGCAUUUAGCCGACCAAGUUAUCAAAAAAUGUGGUGACAAUAUGGACAUUGAUGUCGUCAUUCCGGUACCGGACACGAGUCGCGUGGCGGCCCUUCAAACAUCUUACAAAUUGAAGAUUCCUUACCGCGAAGGAUUUAUCAAGAAUCGAUAUGUCGGUCGUACAUUUAUAAUGCCUGGACAAAAGAUGCGUCGAGAAAAUGUAAGAAGGAAAUUAAACGCGAUGGCUCUGGAGUUUUCCAACAAAAACGUAUUGAUAAUUGACGAUUCAAUCGUAAGGGGUACAACCUCCAAAGAAAUUAUUCAAAUGGCACGUGAUGCUGGCGCAAAGAAGGUAUACUUUGCAUCAUGUGCACCUCCGAUCAGGUUUCCCAAUGUUUACGGUAUUGACAUGCCUUCUCGAAGAGAGCUCAUAGCAUUUGAUCGUGACGAAGAUUUGAUUGCAAAAGAGCUUGGUGCUGACAUGGUGAUAUAUCAGAAUCUCGAGGACCUAAUUGCAUCAUGUCAAAAGUUCAAUCCGAAAAUUACAUUUGAUUGUUCGGUAUUUGAUGGGCAUUAUAUCACCGGUGGGGUUACCGACGAAUAUUUGAAUUGCUUAGAAAAU